Pieris macdunnoughi is the source of this 660-nucleotide messenger RNA. NCBI's taxonomy places the organism in Eukaryota, Metazoa, Arthropoda, Insecta, Lepidoptera, Pieridae. The record is from the annotation of a GenBank genome assembly.
AUGAAUUGUACCGAAUUCUUGGUGACUCUUUAUGCAAAGCUUUACCAUGCUUUCCACGCAAUCACCGGAUGUGAUUACACGCCAGCUUUUUUUAGAAAAGGCAAAGUUAAGCCUUUUAAAAUAUUAGAAAAUUCUGAGGAAUACCAGUUAGCUUUUGAUAAUAUAAUUUCGGAUGAUAAAGAAGUACUUGAAACUACGUUUGUAACCCUGGAGAAAUUUAUUUGUCAAAUGUAUGGAGUUAAAAAUUGUUCGAUUGUUAAUGAUGUUCGAUUUCAUUUAUUUUCAAGUACGUUUAAGUCAAAAAAAUCAGAUGAGAACUUUGACAAAAAAUUUCGAAACUUUGACUCAUCCAGUUUGCCACCCUGUAAAGUGGAAUUGGAACAGCAUUUAUUGAGGGUUCGUUACGUGACGAAAAUUUGGAGAAAUGCUCACUCAAAACAUCCAACAUCUUUAUCUCCAAUGGCUUUUGGGUGGACCAUUAACGGUGACAAAUAUGAUUUUGUUUGGUUUUUGGGAGAUCAAUUACCAUCCUCAGUUGCAGAUAUUAUUGUUCAAAAUGAUUUAGAAGAUAACGAAAGUUCCCAAGAAGAUGAUAUGAAUGACACCGACAAAGACAGCGACGAUGAUGAUGAUGAUUAUGAAGAUGACUCUUUUUUGUGA